Molecule: messenger RNA, 2192 nt
Organism: Dryobates pubescens (Downy woodpecker)
Lineage: Eukaryota; Metazoa; Chordata; Aves; Piciformes; Picidae
Gene: TMEM74
Product: transmembrane protein 74
Exons: 2
Coding region: 323-1279 (318 amino acids)
Source: RefSeq, a predicted model, not a curated record
GCCUGGCUGGUCUCGGCAGCGCCGUCCGGCUGUGCGCGGGGACGCUGGCGAGGGCGCGGUGCCGCCUUGGUGCCUCCGGGGCGCGGUGCCGGCGCUGGCGCUGCCGGAAGCGGCAGACCAAAAAGAAAUGAAUGUCAGAGAGGAUUUGUUUAAUCAUUUAACAGCUGACACAAGCCAUGUUGCUAACAAAGCACUGGUGGAGGAGUAGAAGAUUUCUGGGAUACAGCAGCUCUGGUACUAUGAAGCCGCUUCAGCAGGUCAGGGACAGCGUUUGCCGAAGGAUGUGGUAGACCAGGAGCCAGAGCUCAGCGAGACAAGGUCGAUGGCUUGCAUGGAGCUUCUCUACCUGGCCGAGGAGAGCAGGCAGGCACCCCUGGGCACUGCUACUGGCUGGAGCCUGCCCUCCCCGCCCCAUCAGCAGCAGCAGCAGCAGCAGCAGCAUGAAGGGAGUGAGGUGAACCCCAGAGCAGCCGCUGCCGUGCCAGCUCUGUGCAGUGAAAGGUUUUGCAAGUCCUUGCAAAGGGACCCUGUGACUGAACUUCCCCAGGCACCUCAGCCCUCCCAACGGGGUACCUUACUCCAGGAGCACUCUACACCCUCUGGCAACUCCCGGCCUUGCCACUUGCCCGAGGCUGAGGACAGAGGAAAGAAGAAAGCUUGCUGCUGUGCCCAAGAACUUGAGACAUCAUUCACCUACAUGGAUGAAAAUGUAAACCUGGAGUACUCAAGAAGUGCCCCCAGUCCUGCGGGUGGCCACUGCCAGGAUGUCCCUCUGCAGCAGCAUUCCUGCAGGGAGCUGCCACCUGAGUGGGUGCAUCGUUCUCCUUCCCUGGUCUCUGAGGAGGAUGAUGCUGCCUCAGAGGUGGUGGCUGGGAAAUCUGUGGACUAUGGGUUCAUUAGUGCCAUUUUGUUCCUUGUUUGUGGCAUUUUGCUGGUGAUCAUUUCCUAUGUGGUACCCAGAGAUGUGACUGUAGAUCCCAACACUGUGGCUGCUCGGGAGAUGGAGAGGCUGGAGAAUGAGAGUGCCAGGAUUGGGGCUCACUUGGACCGUUGCGUUAUCGCUGGUCUGUGUCUCUUAACCCUGGGGGGAGUGGUGCUCUCCAGCUUGCUGAUGAUGUCCAUGUGGAAAGGAGAGCUGUACCGGAGGAGCAGGUUUGCCUCAUCAAAAGAGUCUGCAAAGCUUUAUGGGUCUUUCAAUUUCAGAAUGAAGUCUGGAGCAAAUGAGAAUAUGCUUGAGCUGUCGUUAGUAGAGGAAGAUGUGCUUGCCAUAGAUAAUUAGUGUAGUCAUGAUUUUUAAGGCAGUGUUUCUGCAGGAAAAUGUGUUUCAUUAAAACAAACAGAUGUGGCUAAAGAUAGCUGGUUUAUUUGUGUGACAAUAUUGUUUUUUUCUUAAGCUCUAUAAUGGAGUAUUUGCGGUAUAUGAGCACUUGUUGUAAAAGGAAAAUGUGCCAGAGAAAAUGCCACUGAUACAAAGUAAUGAAAAGCACUGAAUAAAAAUGGAUUUGUGAUAAGUAGGUUCCUCAGAUACUCAUUUGUUCUAAUAUAAAACAUUCAAUUGGUGUCUUGCCUGUAUAAUUUUCUUAUUACUCCCAUAUAGAACGGAUCACCUUGACACUUUGGAAGCUGUUAAUUAUUGCAGCCUGCAGGAUUAUUAACAGACUGCUUGGUAGACUAUUUUAAGGAGCAGGACCAAUAAUCAAAUAGCAGGUCUAAUAUUGAUCGAGAUGCUUUUUUAUCCUUUAGGUUGAUACCUUCUGUUGAGCUAAGGGGAAAAAGAGCACCACUUGGUCAUGACUUGUCACAAACCUCCCAUAUUUUCAAACAAAUUGUACAAUUAGCGUUGAUUAUUUAAAAUAUAAAAUAAGAAGCAAAGGGCAGGGAGCCAUAUGGCUUAUAGUAUUGAGUUGGAGACAAAAGACUCUUUCAGCUUGAGGUCAGUGGCUCCGUUUCAGUUCAGAUUAGCAAUGAUUGAUAGUCAUUAACUUCUGAUAGCUAUAGUGACCUAUAUAAAAGAAGUUUAGUUCCUGCUGAACAGUUGUCUUUGUAUAGAAGCUGCUAUAACUUGAAUUAACUGACCUCUUAUUUGGAGCCUCAAAAGACCCAAAGAGUGAAAAAGCGUGGAGAUGCUGAGACUGAACACUUUUCCUUCAGUACUGAUGCCAGCAGAAAGUCAAGCUCAGCUGUAGGUCUCU